Messenger RNA from Sinocyclocheilus anshuiensis, 2990 nucleotides. Its product is annotated as piggyBac transposable element-derived protein 4-like. The coding region runs from base 300 to 2735 and encodes 811 amino acids. The record is from RefSeq and is a predicted model, not a curated record. NCBI's taxonomy places the organism in Eukaryota, Metazoa, Chordata, Actinopteri, Cypriniformes, Cyprinidae. The transcript is spliced from 8 exons.
AAUAAUUGAUGUUUAUAUAUGGAGCGUUCAAAACACGGAACAAUGGGCGUAUCGUUUCCAAUAUAUUGUCUCCCAAAAGAAAGAAGCGGUUCUGAACUGCGUGAAACGAGCCGUCAGUAAUCCCUGCCUCACUUCCUGCAGAAAAGCUCUUCACAAGCCUGCUUAUGGCUAUCAAAUUUGCAUCAUGCCCGCCUAUGGUUUUCAUUGGCUGUCCGCGAGCAACGUGUGCUUUGACCCGCCCUCAAACGCUGUAGUUGUAGCUGAGGCCCGGAAGAGUUUGGUUCGUUCGUGUUGUUAUCAUGUCUAGAAGGCGCUGUUUUCUGCGCUGCGAAAGCAAAUCCUCUUUGCAUUUACUCCCAAAGCACGAGGAAGUGAAGAGUCAGUGGUUAAAGUUCAUUUUUACAGUGACACCACAUCAGUAUAUCUCCAAUAACCUUUUGUUGUGCUCUCGUCAUUUUACUGAUGGCUGCUUCUUAAAUCUUGGUGAGGUCAACGCGGGAUUUGCAAAACGCUUAUUUAUUAAAGAUGGGGCAGUGCCCACUUUAUUCGGACCUUCCCGCGCUUCAGCAUCACAACUUGGCAAUUCUGGAAAAAGUGGGCUCGCUGGGGAAGGUGGCACUGUUGCAAGACCCCUCAAAACAUGGCACAGUUUAAAAGAUUCCAAGUGUCCAGGGUCAUGUGAGGGUGUGAGUCGUGGGAAACCCACUGCUGCAAUGUGCUUUACUUUGUUUGCGACACACGCUCAAACGUCUGCAACAUUUGAUCUUCUGCAUUCUACUGCGGGUCCCAAGAAAAUUACUACAAAUGUCAUGGAAGAUGUUACAGCCAGUUGUGACGAAGAUCUUGAUAUUUGUGACCUGGACAGUGUGGCCAGCAGUGUGGACAGCACAGCAGAGGAGAUGUUUAUUGAUGGUCUUGACCCUGUUCUAGAUGGGCCUUCACAUGACAUUUACUCACCAGAGGAGGACUACGAUUCAGAGCCUUCACAUGACAUAUACUCACCAGAGGAGGACUGCGAUUCAGAGCCCAGCUCACAGCAGAGAAAGAGAUCACGUCUGUCUUCUACAUGUUCUGCUGCUGGAGGAGAUGGCAGGGAGAGUGAAAAUGAUGGCUUAUCAACAGAAAGGUGGCGCAGCUUAGAUGAAACAGAUGUUGAACCGCUUCAGCUAGACUUCACACCUGUCCAAGAACCUGGACCAAAGUUUUUACCAAGCAAUUGUAGCAGUCCUCUCCAGUUUUUUCAGCUGUUCUUUCCAAAAACAAUGAUGCAGUCUAUUGUAGGGCACACAAAUGUCUAUGGGAGCAAGUGCAAGGAUGUGGGUAAUCCUUGGCUCUACAUUUCUCUGAAAGACUUGAAGUCGUACAUAGGACUGGUAAUAUACACAGGUCUUUUGAAGUGCUCUUUACUGACAGAAUAUUGGAGGGAGUCCCAGUACUUCAGUCCAUCCUUGCCUGCGCAUGUCAUGUCUUAUCAAAAAUUUGUGACAAUCGCCAAUACUCUUCAUUUCAGCAAUACCAUCGAAGAUGAGAAAAAUUACUUGAAGAAGGGAACAGCAGCCUAUGAACGGUUCGGUAAAAUUCUACCUCUAUAUCAACUCAUUCGAGAGGCCUGCAAGACCCAUUUUCAUCCCUUUCAGAACAUCACCAUUGAUGAAAGAAUAGUGGCAGCACAGCCUAGAACUGGACUGAAACAAUCCAUGGAAGACAAAUCUACAGAUAGAGGAUACAAACUCUUUGCACUGACAGACUGCAUCUGUGGCUAUACGUGGGACUUCUUAAUUUACGAGGGGAAGUCAUGUGCGUCACAGAAUGUGGGCCUGAGCUAUGAGUCUGUUAUGGCAUUGAUGGAUGAAAAUAUGUUGGGUUCUGGGUACAAACUGUUUGUGGACAAAUUUUACACCAGCCCCACACUCUUCAGGGACCUCUUGUGUAAAAAGUUCUGGGCUUGUGGCCCUGUUUUGUCGACCAGGAAGGGUUUCCCAAAAAUCUCAGUGAAUAGAUUGUCGAAGAACGCUCCACGCGGCACCAUGCGCUGGAUCAGGGAUGACAAUCUUCUGUUUAUUGAGUGGAAAGACUCACAGGAAGUGCAGAUGUGCUCCACCUUCCAUAAAGCUUAUGAAGGUGAUACUGUGCAGAGAAAGGUGAAAGACGAUGCACUUCGGACCCUUAAGGAGGUUCCCAUUCCAGCUGUGGUGCUGGACUACAACAGGAAUGUGGGGACAGUGGAUCCAUCCAGUUUCAUCACUGGACAUUACAGAGUUCUACAUAAACCAAAACAGUGGUAUCAGUGUGUUUUUUAUCACCUUUUGGACAUUGCCGUAGAGAAUGCGUUCAUUUUGCAUGAACUGGCGGCCAAGAGAAAAAAACAAAAAACUCUGACACGGAAGACAUUCUUCGAGAUGCUUGUUUUAGAGCUUACAGAAAUGGAUGCUGAGAACAGGUUUGAAUCUGCAUCAGUUUCCUCGGCUCCCAUCUCGUCUUCUCCUUCCGCUCCUGUUUCAGCUCCUCCCUCAUCUCCCGAAUCAUCACUUCCUGAAGGAACCCACAGGCCCAAGCACUUCAAGCCAGACAGUGCUCUCGGUAGGCGCAAGUGCAAGCUCUGCCACCUGAAAACUCCAGUCAUGUGUGUGACUUGUGAAGUGCCAUUGUGCUUUCAACCCAAGCGUGACUGUUUUAAUCAGUGGCAUGAAUAUAAGGUUUUUAUUCAUGAUGGGUUCAAAUUUGAAUAUACGUAAAUAUGUUUGGUUUACCCUGCUUCAUUUCCUGACACUUAUUUGAAUAUUUAAGUAAAAGUUUUGUUCUAAAAUGGAAACAAGUAUGGGUAGUAUUUCUAAUAUCAUCUGCUUUUACAGUCAGUGCUGCUAACGUGUCUACUUUUGCCACAGAAUAUGUGGAACAAUCAAUGGAGGACAUAAAGGUCUUGUGGAAUUAUGUCAAUGUCAGUGCUGCACUACCUUUCAAACGUUUGGGGCUGAUCAUUUUUCACAGAG